Messenger RNA from Aureobasidium melanogenum CBS 110374, 1077 nucleotides. RefSeq lists its product as uncharacterized. The transcript has 2 exons. The coding region runs from base 1 to 1077 and encodes 358 amino acids. NCBI's taxonomy places the organism in Eukaryota, Fungi, Ascomycota, Dothideomycetes, Dothideales, Saccotheciaceae. The record is from RefSeq and is a predicted model, not a curated record.
AUGUCACUUCUGGACAGGAUCGAGGGCCUUCCUACAGAGCUCGUACACAAGAUCUUCGAGCAUUACUGGGACUUUAACACAAACAAGGUUCUGUACCAGCUGAAGAUGAGACCAAGAGAAGUCUUCUCCAUUAGUACAGACAGAGAGUCUCUCAACAUUGGUCGUACAGCAGAGAUCGAAGGCAUUUCGCCGUACAAUGACGGACGUAUGGAUACUGACUCGGAAGAACAUCAGAAUCCCAUUACUGUAAGCUUUGCAACAGUGGAACAAAUUCUGGCCUUGAACAAAACUCGUCCACAGAUCCAGCGGUUCCAUAUGGAUGCUCUUACAUACACUUUACUAUUGCUGGACUACCCCAAGAUCCGUACAAAUUCGCUACUUGCAUUACUCAAGCGCGGUCCUGCGAAAGUGGCUGAGGAUGUCACUACUCUUUCACGUACCCUCGACACUACAAGAAUCAACUACAGCCAGAGAAGACAGCCAUCCCGAAUGCCAGUCUCUACUCGCCUUAGUGAGCAAAGCCUACACUUCAAGACAGCCAACGAUGCGGAACUCUUCUUCCACGCAGAUAUGUCUCGCGCCUUGCUUGUAAGAUCGUUCUCAUUUGGUCACAAUAUGGAUUCGGCUGGUAUCUGCGGACUCGACAAUCUGCAUUAUCUCUUCUGGAGCGCAGGCGGACGUGGACGAUGUGCAGACGAGAUCUAUAUCGUCGCAUACGCCAAGCUACAUAAGAUCGGUCCAAGCAGCCAGCACAGUACAUUGUUGUCCUUCGUCAUUCGCUCAACAGAAUAUCCUUCCCCUGGUCUUUCUCCUACAAGUUCAUAUCGCCAUGACCUUCACCGCUCUGUAUAUCCUCUUGAAAAGCUCGAUCUCGAUACCUUGGGAACGAUGUCGAAUAAGCAGCUGAUGGCCUUCCGCCAGGCUCAUCUGCAAAAACACGAUAUCGAAUGGCCUCCAAAGUACGUGUCAUACAAAGCCGACGACCAAGAUCGUCUCAAGAACUAUAUGGACAGAAUCUGCAGGGUCGGUGGCACAUGCGAGUUUUGGGAGUUCCCGAACUGCUCUCAGACCGUGUGA